Molecule: messenger RNA, 817 nt
Organism: Homarus americanus (American lobster)
Lineage: Eukaryota; Metazoa; Arthropoda; Malacostraca; Decapoda; Nephropidae
Product: loricrin-like
Exons: 4
Coding region: 38-817 (259 amino acids)
Source: RefSeq, a predicted model, not a curated record
UCCCAGCAAGAGUGGAUUCAGCCGUCCAGCGGCAAACAUGAGAAAAACAUUACUAUGGGUUCAGCUGGGCCUGAUGGUCACAGCGGGUUACGGCAGUUACGGCCCCAGUGGCAGUAGCGGUGGAGGCGGUGGAGGUGGAGCUUACUCAACACCAUCUGUAAGCACUGGAUAUUCUGCACCAUCUGGAGGUGGAGGAGGUGGAGGAGGUGGAUAUGGAGGUGGAUCAUCUAGUGGAGGAGGUGGAAGUGGAUCUUCUGGUGGAGGCUACUCAGCACCAUCUGUAAGCACUGGAUAUUUACCACCAUCUGGAGGUGGAGGAGGUGGAUCAUCUAGUGGAGGAGGAGGAGGAGGAGGUGGAUCUUCUGGUGGCGGCUACUCAGCACCAUCUGUAAGCACUGGAUAUUCUGCACCAUCUGGAGGUGGAGGUGGAGGUGGAUACGGAGGUGGAUCAUCUAGUGGAGGAGGUGGAUCAUCUAGUGGAGGCUACUCAGCACCAUCUGUAAGCACCGGAUAUUCUGCACCAUCUGGAGGUGGAGGUGGAGGAGGAGGUGGAUACGGAGGUGGAUCAUCUAGUGGAGGAGGAGGUGGAUCAUCUAGUGGAGGAGGUGGAUCUUCUGGUGGAGGCUACUCAGCACCAUCUGUAAGCACCGGAUAUUCUGCACCAUCUGGAGGUGGGGGAGGAGGAGGUGGAUACGGAGGUGGAUCAUCUAGUGGAGGAGGAGGUGGAUCAUCUAGUGGAGGAGGUGGAUCUUCUGGUGGAGGCUACUCAGCACCAUCUGUAAGCACUGGAUAUUCUGCCAUCUGGAGGUGGAGGUGA